Messenger RNA from Lates calcarifer (barramundi perch), 3793 nucleotides. RefSeq lists its product as uncharacterized. The record is from RefSeq and is a predicted model, not a curated record. Lineage: Eukaryota; Metazoa; Chordata; Actinopteri; Centropomidae. Gene Ontology annotation, biological process: epidermal growth factor receptor signaling pathway. The transcript has 5 exons.
UCAGCUCUGUUGCCAUCCAUUUAUUACAUUCAGAUGAAUGAAAAUGGUAAUUUACAUUCACAGUUGGAUUCUACUGAGGACCACAAGUGUAAUUACUGUAAAACAGUUGAGGACCUGUGUGUUUGUGCUCCUCGCUGCUCUCUCUGGGCGUGCCUGUAACUCCAGGUGCUGUUUGACAUGAGCUGAAAAGACAGCCAUCCCCAUUCCUGUCAUUCAUUCUUUUUUACCCCUCCACCCAUCCUUUAUCUGUGCUCACCUGCUCUAAAUCACUUCAUCUAAGGCCCUGGAGGGGAAACUCCAAAACAAGUAGACAGUUUUUUGCUCAACCAUUCUUUACAUGGUUAAUCAACAACUAGAUACACACUCUUGGUGCCUCGUGUAAAUAUUGGGAUAUGUCUUAAAACCAAAGUUCACUAAAUUCUCCGUCCUCUCUGACACAUGAUGCCACACACAUACCGAUAACUUAAUACUUUUAUUUUCUGCAUGUGGACAUACCUCCCUGUGUACUCUUCUGGAAGGGCACAUCAGCAUCUAAUAGUCUGACAGUUCUUACCUGUCACCUCUCAUCAUGAAUGAAACCAUCUUGCCCUGGGUGGGGCUGUGUCUUCCAUUUUCUUUUUAACCUGUCUUGUCUUUCUCAACCAGCAGUUCUUUCUUAGGUGUCAGAGAACUGCAGGUAACCUCCUUCAGGCUCUGAGGGUCAUGCACGGCUGGAACAGUGUUUGCAGUGUUAAGUUGGGGGGUGAUCACUUUUGAACCCAUGUUACCACCAUGGAUGCCGACAGCGUGUCCGUGCUGUGGUACAGGAGGUCCAAACCUCUGGGGAAGGUGAGGCGACGGGUUCAAGACCUCCGCAUCCCUUCCUCCAAUUACAGCAACUUUAUAGCUAUCAGACCCAUGCUGGACCUGAGCCACAACGAGAGCGCUCGGCUGGCGGUGGAUCGCCUGCUCAGCCGGGGGUUAGAGGGAUACCACGAGGUGUUGAACGCAGAGGGAGAAGUGGACUUUCUGUCAGAGGUGGAAAAGAAUUACAUCCUGGAAAACGGAAGAGAUGGCAACACAGGUUGUACUUUUUUUUUCCUGAUUUUCGCAGCAUGUUCUGUUUGAAAACACAAAAAAGAAAAUGUUUGCUUUGUGCUUUCCACAGCUGAUCCUGGUGCAUCUGAUGAUGAUGAUUACAAAGAGUUAGAGAGCUUGUCAGCUAACUCCCAGUCUGCCACACAAUGCCCUGCAGUGUCCACAGACAGUGAUCCUACCCUGGCAUGUGUAGGCCAAAGCAAUGUAGCAGAUGUGAGGUGGACUGAUCCUGUCCUGGGUAACCCCAGUGUUCAGAUUUAUUUCCAGUCUGACAGCACAGCAGCUGGCAUGAAAGACAUUGUCAGAGAGUUCAUCAGAAAGGCAAAUAUGGCCUUGGCCAUAGUGAUGGAUAGCUUCAGUGACGUGGAGCUGCUCUGUGAUCUCCUGGAGGCCAGCAGGAAGAGGAACGUGUCUGUUCAUCUGCUGUUGGAUCAUAUCAACCUGAACCUGUUCAUCACCAUGUGGCAGGACCUCAAACUCAACAGCAAAAAUUUCCCAAAAAUGUCAGUGCGCAGCGUCGAUGGACAGACCUACUGUGCCAGGACAGGCAGGAAGCUGACAGGUCAGAUUGCUGAGAGUUUUAUCAUCACUGACUGGACUGAGGUGCUGACUGGCUCAUACAGUUUCUCCUGGCUGUCCUGGCAGGUCCAUCGGAGUCUUGCUGUUCUUGUAAAGGGCAGUGCAGUCACAUUUUUCCAUCAGGAGUUUCACAGACUCUACUCCAGCUCCAAACCAGUCCCCGGCUUUGUCACUUACAUCACCGUGCCUCGUAUUCUCCCUCUUUACAUCUCAUUACCAGCAGCCCAAAACGAUAAGCCUGGUAUCAGUAAGUUGAAAUCAAACCAGGACAAAACAGUGUGCCACUGGGCUUGGCAUGAAGAUGCUCAGGAGACUCAGGCAAAAGCAAAAAUGCCAGUUUUAUCCGGUCCACAGAGCCCAGAGAUGGAGUGCAGCAAAGGCGAUAAGCAGCAUCAACACAGAGCAGGUACAGGUGCACAAACACAAACAAAACCUCCACUGCUGUACCCAAAACCUUUGGUUCAACAGGGAACACAGCAGAGUGUGUCCACGGAGAAGCCAAAGCAUACAGAGAGCGGUGUCUCCUCGCAGCAUGACGCAAAAACACACAUGGAACCUCUGGAGAACAAUCAAAACCAGAUCCAGAGUCAUUCAAAAUCCCCUGCUCAGAUCCACCUCUCAUACAAUCAGCCUCAGUUUGCCGGCCUUACCAUCACCACCACAGCUGAAAAGAAUACAAAGGUUCAAGAGUCAAACCCUCUACGCACUGUAAACCCAACACAUGGACAGCAAAGGGCGGUCUGUUAUCAAGCCACUGUGAAGAGGAAUUCAAAUCUUGAUUAUGACGGUCUUGGCACUGAGGGGCUUUUCUUUCAGCAGAGGAACAGAAACAAACAGACAAAGCCUUCAGGGAUUUCAGCAGGUCUAAACACACAAAGAGGACAAUGGAACUACUCACUAAAAUUCAAACCGCAGGUGGAGGUUCAGUCUGAUCCAAAACUACUGUCUCCUACACCACAGCAACAACAGGCAAAGAUGGGCCUUCAGUUUCCUUUUGCCCACUCAAGAGAACAAACAUCCGGGCUCCAAACCAAAGUCUCUUCUCUAGGAACCAGGAGACAAGAUCAGCUCCAGAGGCCCUGCCAGCCCCUCCAUCAGUCACAGCCAACCACAGAGGCUCAAGGUUCAAAGUUGAUACCAACAGCCAUGGGACCUCAGCUCCAGGGAGAUUCAGAGUUGUUCUCACCAGGCGCGAGAGCCAAGCUGCAUCUACAGGCCCACACCUCCCAGCAGGCGAAGCCCCCUCCCAGGCUGAGCUGGAUGCUCCAGAGUCACACUGCAAGACCCAGGGCGGUGGCUCGAACCAGCUCCUUUGACAUCACCUACGGGACGGGAAUGAAGAUGGGAGGGCAGCCAGGCUGGAGGCUGACUCACGGUAACAUGAAUACGUCACUGGGAAGGAGCAAGAGCUUGACUGACAGACGUACAGCAGGACUCAAAGGAAAUCCAAACAUAACCAAGACCUGAUGGAAAUAUACACACCCCCAUACACAGGAGAUGUAAUUAUACAGGUCAAUGGAACAGUGUAUUCAUCUGCUCAUUUGAAAUAUACAGUAUAUUCUAUUGUGUAUAGCUUAUGAAAAAAUAUUGGGCUUGUGCAUUAAAAAAAUACAUUUAUAGUUUAAUAAAAAAAUAGAAAAUGCUGAUUUAAUUCCACAUAACAAUCAAGGCUUUUGGUAACUAAAUGUUUUUAAAGCUGCAACGGCAGUAAAGUGUUAUCAUAGAAUGAGAUUUAAAAAAAAUAUUUUUUCAGAAUAUUAGAGGUGAUUUUGUUGUCUCCACUGCACGCCACAAUGUGUUGUCAUCUAUCUGGUUGGCUGGAGAUAUGUUGAGAGGUCUGUGUUGUCACAAAUGUGAAUGGAACAUAUUAUACACUCUUUAAAUAUUUCGGCUGCAAACAACAACAAAAACUGCAUAAACACAGCAUUUUAAUGUUUUACAAGGAUUUCAGGCAGAACAUUAAAAGAAUAAAAAUGUCUCCGAUUUGCCACUGUUACAGUUAUAUUUCACACAGUCUGAGGUGGAUGGAUGAAACCUUCAUGGGUCUGUGUAUGUCUGGGUUUUUUGGUACUGAAGGAUUAACUGAGAACAGUGUGACUUGUAUUUGUGGUUUUCAGCAUUAAAAGUUGACAUUUGA